UGCGAUCGGGUACGCUGAGACGAUUGAGAGUUAGGACGAACUGGUUGACCCCCGGUCUCUUGCAUUUUACAACCUAGGUCCCGACCCGUCUCCUUACGUCCUUCGUCAUCUUGGUAUUGAAGGCAAAAAAAAGAUGACGACAAAAUUUAACAAGGACAUGUACGCAAAGAUGAGAUCGAAGAAGGACGAACCGCUGUCCAAUUUGGGGAAGAAGGUCGUGCGCGUGACCGGGAAGGGCCCUGCUCCCACUCCCCUUAGUGUCGUUCCUCUCAUAGCUCCUGAGGCGACGAGAACUGCCUCUCCUACUGCGUCAAUAGAGGAGAUCGCUACUCCCGGCUCCAAAAGGCAGCGCCUGGCUGACAAAGGGAAGGAGAAGGAGAAGGCUGAUAUUCGUCCGUCCACAAUAUGGGACGACGAAAGGUUGGCCGUGGACAGGGCUCACGAGGUGGUCACUCCAGCGGACCUAAGGGCUCUUUCAGACAUGUCUUUGAACGACAUAGCUUCUCUUCAUGUUCAUAAGCUCGUCCAGGUGUUGGGAGAGAGCCUCCAUAUUACCACCGAGUAUCUCACUCAAGAGGCCAAGGUGGCAUCUCUGACAACGCGGAUGGAGGCCCUGGAGAAAGAAAACUCUGAUCUAAAAAAGAACCUGAUAACCUCCAUGGACGAGGCAACCUCGUUGAAGGAGAAGGUUAAAAUACUGGGAGACGACCUCCGGGUUGAACGCAAGUUGACUCAGGAGAAGGAUGAGCAGCUUCUUUCAGCCAAGGAGAAGCUUGCAACUAUCGCUGCCAGGUCGGUGGAGGCUUUCCAGACCACUGACGAGUACAAUACUAUACUCUUCAGUUGGUAUUUUAAAGGCUUCGAGCUUCUUAGGAGAUAUCUCGUCAAGCAUCCAUCUGGGGUGAACAUGGAGAGCUUGGAUCUGGAGGAGGUAGAUAAGGAGAUGGCCUUGGACGAAGCGGCUCAAUCUUCUGCCCCAGAGGGUGAUGCUCCAGAGCCUGCCACCGACGCACCUGCUGUUGAGGACGUUGCUGCUGAUGCCUGAUCUUGGCACUUGGAAAAUUUUUCUUUUUUGUUGUAUUUUUGGUGGACGCCCUUCUUGU
This is a messenger RNA of Quercus robur (English oak), 1103 nucleotides long. RefSeq lists its product as uncharacterized. NCBI's taxonomy places the organism in Eukaryota, Viridiplantae, Streptophyta, Magnoliopsida, Fagales, Fagaceae. The transcript has 3 exons. The record is from RefSeq and is a predicted model, not a curated record. Bases 134 to 1045 code for a protein of 303 amino acids.